AUGCCUGCUUACCACUCUGUAUUCAACGAGGAUGCCUCGGUCCGACAGAUUGGGAACAUGGCUGUAUUGCCUAUAAAUACAAAGAUCCGAGGACCAGCUCCCAUAGCAUCCGACCCAUCAGAGCCGGAUAUCAUUGAGGAGAGUCUGGAUCUCUUCAGAGCCAACUGUCUCUUCAGAAACUUUGAGAUCAAAGGACCCGCCGACCGACUUAUGAUCUACCUCAUCCUUUUCAUAUCAGAGUGUCUCACGAAACUGUCGCCCACUGCCGGGAGACCAUCACCAAGUUAUCAAGAGGCUUCUAAGCAGUUGUCCACACUGGCCGUCGACAAUUUUGCCUUGCCCGGAGACGCUGGAUUUCCCCUCAACUCGUUAUAUCAUCCUCCCGCCUCCAGAGCGGAUGCUGAUGCCCUUCGGUCUUACCUUACCCAAACCCGAUCGGAGCUAGCCCAGAGACUUUGUGAUCGUCUUUAUCCCCCUGAGCACCAGCUCGGAGCCGAUGGUCAACCUACCGGACAAAUGGGACCCAGAGCAACUAAGCCUAGCAAAUGGUGGAUGAGCUUCCAGAAGAGACGAUUCAUGGGAAGAAGUUUGGGGGCGUAG
This is a messenger RNA of Kockovaella imperatae, 600 nucleotides long. Its product is annotated as actin-related protein 2/3 complex subunit 3. Lineage: Eukaryota; Fungi; Basidiomycota; Tremellomycetes; Tremellales; Cuniculitremaceae. Gene Ontology annotation, molecular function: actin filament binding. The transcript has 7 exons. Bases 1 to 600 code for a protein of 199 amino acids. Gene Ontology annotation, cellular component: Arp2/3 protein complex; cytoskeleton. The record is from RefSeq and is a predicted model, not a curated record. Gene Ontology annotation, biological process: regulation of actin filament polymerization; Arp2/3 complex-mediated actin nucleation.